This is a messenger RNA of Labrus mixtus (cuckoo wrasse), 3756 nucleotides long. RefSeq names its product pannexin-1-like. The record is from RefSeq and is a predicted model, not a curated record. Gene Ontology annotation, molecular function: channel activity. The transcript has 8 exons. Lineage: Eukaryota; Metazoa; Chordata; Actinopteri; Labriformes; Labridae. Gene Ontology annotation, biological process: monoatomic cation transport; positive regulation of interleukin-1 production. The coding region runs from base 232 to 1581 and encodes 449 amino acids.
UUUUUCCCUCACAGGAAGUCGACUCGAAAGUUUAGUGUGUUUGUUGUUGCAUCUGUUGAGUGUCUCGUCGGCUUCUUUCUCAGCCAAAUAUCUGGAAAACAACUUAAAGUCACUAUUGCUGCUGCACGAAGCUAUGCUACUGCUGACAUGACACUUUAACAUAUAAAUAACUCACUACAGGAGCAGACUGAGAGGUGUAUUUAUGUUCUGCAGGUAACAAACAACAGUAAGAUGGCCAUCGCCCACGUGGCUACAGAGUACGUAUUCAGUGAUUUUCUGCUGAAAGAUCCGAACCAGGCUCGAUACCGCAGUGUGCGAACGGAGCUGGCUGUGGACAAGAUGGUGACAUGUGUGGCAGUGGGCCUGCCCCUCCUCCUCAUCUCUCUGGCGUUCGCUCAAGAAGUUUCAGUCGGUACUCAGAUCAGCUGUUUUGCACCUUCUAACUUCUCCUGGAGGCAGGCGGCUUAUGUGGACUCAUACUGCUGGGCGGCCGUACACACACACACGCUACCUUUGUGGCUGCACAAGUUCUUCCCCUACAUUCUGCUGCUGGUGGCGGUGAUGAUGUACACCCCGGCGUUAUUCUGGAGAUUUUCCGCGGCACCGCUCCUGCAGUCCGACCUCAGCUUCAUCAUGGAGGAGCUGGACCGGUGUUACAACCGCGCCGUCACUCUGGCCAAACGCUUGACCGCCUCAGGACUGCUCACUUCAGACAGUGACCCUACAGAGGGCUGUUUCAAUUACCCGCUGGUGGAGAAGUUUCUGAUGACCAAGCGAUGCUCUCGGACGCUGUUGCUCCACUACCUUCUGUGUCGCGGUCUGACUCUCGUCACCCUGCUGUGUGCCUGCGUCUACCUCGGCUACUACCUCCGACUGGCCUCCGUCACCGACGACUUUUCCUGCACGCUGCGCGUCGGCCUGCUCGUCGACGACCCCACCGUCCCGGAAAAGGUGCAGUGUAAGCUCAUCGCCGUGGGAGUCUUCUCUUUGCUGAGCCUUGUCAACUUGGUCCUGUUCAUUGCACUGAUACCUGUGGUGUUCUACGCCAGCCUCCGUCCCCUCUUCUGCCAUGGGUACGCUCGUUUCCUGGAAGCCUACCAAUCACUGCCCACCAUUGGUGUCCUGCCCAGUCCCGCUGGCCAAUGGGACGAUCUCUCUCUGUAUCUGCUGUUCCUGGAGGAGAACAUCAGCGAACUGAAGUCCUACAAAUACAUCAAGGUGUUGGAAUUGUUAAAGAGAAGAGGUAGCUGCACCUCGGAAAACUUUGACGCCAUGGGUCUCCUGCAGACUCUGUGUCUUGUGAAGAUGGACGCUGUGGACGGGACCAAAGCGACUGUCCCUGCAGGGAGACCAGAUCAAGUAAAAACUAACACCCCUGGCACUGCCAGGAGCACCAAAGCCUCCGACGCUGAAGAAGCUCACAACAGCCACAACCAUCAGAGGUCAACAUCGGAUAACAGCACGGUGGAAACUGAGAUGAGAGAGCUCACUCCCUUACUGCCGGGAAACAACGACGCAACGGGCAGCGAAAACAGAGAGGGUGGGACUCUCCGCCAACGACCAGCUGAUGUGAUCGGAUGAGGGCUCAGCGACGCUCACGUACUCAAAGGGGGUUUCUUCCGUGACAUGAAUUCACCACCAUGGUGCAUCAACAACUCGUGAACUUCUAGUACGAAGCGAGAGGACCAUCAGGGGUGUCAUCUAUGUUUCAUGUGAUGUUCUGGGUGUCAUGAACGCAGGUUUUUUUUAUUGUCUUGUAAAGCUUUAAAUACAAAAAGGUAGAGAGUGAUUUAAGAUGAGACUCUAGACAAUGUCAGCAUUUUGGUACAGAUUGUUGUAACUAUUAAAUAUGCUGACCCGAUCAGGAGUAUACAUUAUUUAUCUACAGUUAAAACACUAUGGUACUAAAAUGCAGAAGAUGUCCCGCCCUAUAAAUGACGGUGUAUAGCAGGCCUGUUUGGCUUUUGUUUAAUAUCUAAGAAAAGAAACUUCAGAGUGUCAGGAUGUAAUCCACACAUGCUCGUUUUAAGACUUCAGUAAUGUGUUUGUGCUUUUGAAUCAGAUCCCAUGUAUUUAAUAUGAAUACAGGGUGAAAAUGUUUUUUUUUCUUGUUACAUCACAUUUCAAUCACAUGCCUGAUAUAUGUUCUGUCACUAUUUACAGUAAAAACAGAUCAGUGAGUAUGCAGUAGAUUUUUGUGCAGUAUGAAAGGCUGUUUGCUGCCUAAAGCAGGAGGAUAUGUAGGGUACGUUUCUCCUUUUUUUGCACCCAUGGACUGUAUAGAAGAAGUGGAUACACAGCAGCUGAUGGGUUUAAAAAGUGUAAAAUUAGAAAUGCCUUAAACCUGCAUUUCUUUCUUAUGGCCAGCAGGAAGCAACUCCACUGGUUGCAAAAAAUAUAAAAGACUUCAGAGAUUUGAGUCUGAUUGAUGAGAAAAAGAUCCCGCUCUCACUUGAUUAAUUUGAAGUAUGAAAGAGCUGGAAACAUAGAAUAUUUGGAUAAUGAGUUUAUGGUUUCACUGUUGUUCAAAAUCUCAUUUAAUACAGCACAAUGUGUAUUUGUGAAUGAUGGUUCCAUUGGGAGCAGAAUAGCUUAUAGAGCAGGGUAUGCUUUUACCACGGCGACCUGUCAAUCAGGGCAGAGCUGGACAAUUCAAAUCAUCCCUGUCAUCCAAAUAAGGUCAAUUAUUAUAAAAAAGAGAGGAAGGUAAAGGUCAAAAAGAAAGACGUCAGGCUUCAAAACAGAAUCUACAUACCAAAGAGUGACAUGUCAGUGGUAUUGUUCACUUCUAAUAUACAGUUAUGGUCCCGCCCCUUAACUCUAAAAGGGUCUUAAACUGACACAAUAUGACUAUUUAACCUUUCACAGUUGAUUUAUCAAAUUUAAAAGUCAUGUCCUGCUUGAAAGCAGAGGGGAUGUAUUUAUUUGCACUCGUCAUGGUGGGAGAAUGUGUGUUGUUUUUUAGAUUGUCUGUAACAUUUCAAUUUUGUAAAGGGGAAUACCAAGCAAUGAGGAACGUGUUCUUUGUUCUUCUUUUAAACUGAUGUUUUUUAUACAAAGUGAACGAAGCGAUGAGUCAUGGCAGCUAAAAGAACAACCUGUGGUCAGCGCUGUCAUAACACGGGCGCAGGUUUUCGGCCCCGCUCAACUGGAGGGUUCUCAGUUUUUGUAAUCUGUGGUGAGAUUUUCUAGAUUACAUGAUUCUCUGAAUUGUUUGGGAUUGCCCUGAAACUCUUGAUGUGUUUUAUUUCUGUGGACUGGGAUCGUUCUGUGCUGUGUGAACGUGUUUACUGUUGUUUACAUAUCAAGCUGCAGCCAACUGUUUGGCAAAUGUUGAAAUCUUUCAAUUGAUCAGUUUUUGAUUGACAGUCAGGACAAUUGAAAUUGAUGAAAAUGGUGCAAAAUGUUUGUUGCUUAGUGUUCAAAAAAUUGAUUAGUUCUCAAAUGUGUCAAUUGUUUAUAAUCAAAGGACAAAUGGCAGUUUAAACCUCAGGUAAUAUCCAGUUUGCUGUCUUGUUUUUCUAAAGAUUAUAUCCACUUUUUUAUGAGAUUUUUGGAUGUCUAGACCUGGAAUUAUGUUUUUUGAGGAAGUCUCAGGGUUAAAAACAUCAAUCACGGGUCAUCAUCAGACUUCUUGUGUAUUGUUUCUGCAUGCUGCACUGAGGUGAGCGUUUGAACAAACUCGUGAACCUUCUGUGGUCAGAUUGUUUUAUUACAGAUUGGUGUGUAAAUGUUUUAUCAUGUGAGGGCUAAAUG